AUGGUACUCUAUUUCUCUCCAUUGAACUUCUUAGAUUAUAAUUUCUCGUCGAGUAGAAAUACCAGAGAACCAAAGGAGGACAAUGUCACUUUAGGACUAACUGUUCGUGAGGGAGAGCAAGUUUUUGGAGUUGUGCAUGUCUUUUAUUCCUUCAGUGACACAGUCGUCCAUGCGACUGAUCUCACUGGAAGAGAAACUCUCGUUCGUGUUACUGGUAGAAUGAAAGUAAAGGACGGUCGUUAUGCUGGUACGUUUGCAGCUCAAGAUGUUGCUCAAAGAUGCAAGGAACUUGGCAUCACAGCCAUUCACGUGAAGCUCCGUCUCCGUGCCACUGGAGGCAUCAAGACCAAGAAUCCAGCUCCUGGUGUUCAGUCAGCCUUCCGAGCUCUUGCUCGUUCAGGCUUGAAAAUUGGUCGCAUAGAGGAUGUUACUUUAAUUCCGACAAAUAGUACCCGAAGAAAAAGUGGUAGAAGUGGAAGGCGUCAGUAA
Camelina sativa (false flax) is the source of this 489-nucleotide messenger RNA. RefSeq names its product small ribosomal subunit protein uS11x-like. Gene Ontology annotation, cellular component: ribosome. The record is from RefSeq and is a predicted model, not a curated record. NCBI's taxonomy places the organism in Eukaryota, Viridiplantae, Streptophyta, Magnoliopsida, Brassicales, Brassicaceae. Gene Ontology annotation, molecular function: structural constituent of ribosome. Gene Ontology annotation, biological process: translation.